Messenger RNA from Perognathus longimembris pacificus (Pacific pocket mouse), 2806 nucleotides. It is a transcript of the gene Znf366, whose product is annotated as zinc finger protein 366. The record is from RefSeq and is a predicted model, not a curated record. Lineage: Eukaryota; Metazoa; Chordata; Mammalia; Rodentia; Heteromyidae. The transcript is spliced from 4 exons. The annotation marks the transcript as partial.
GGCGCGGAGGGCCCCGGCGCGCCCGCCCGCGGGAGGGCGCCCCCCGGACACCCCUUCCCGGGCGCCCUGCGGGGCCCCUUCUCCCCGUUCCGGUACGAGCCGCCCCCGACGGCGGCGGCGGCGGCGGCGGGCGAUCUGGAGGAGUUCCCGGGGGUCUUCGAGGGCGGGGGCUCGCGGAAGCGGAAGAGCAUGCCCACCAAGAUGCCCUCGGCCCGCCCGGCGGAGGACGCCCCCCGGGGCCGGGGACCCCCCGACCUCCCCACGCUGCCCCCCCCACCGCCGCCGCCGCCCCCCCCGCCCCCGCCGCGGCGGGCCGCGCACCCCGACGGCGGCGGCUCCCACAUGAUCGACCUGUGCCACGCGGGCUUCCAGCUCUGCCGCGCCCCGGAGCCCCCGCCGGGGGGCAAGGCCGUCAAGCAGGAGCCCCUGCGGCCCAGCGCCGUGUGGGCGCCGCCCGCCUUCCUGCCCGCGCCCUACCCCUACUACCCCAAGCUGCCCGCGGGGCUGGUGCUGCCGUUCCUGGUGGCGGCGUCGGCCUUCCCGCCGGGGCCUCCGCCGGCCGUGGGCGUUCCCGGAGCAGGCCCCUCCCCCGGCGCCGGCCCCGCCCCCGGCGCCGGCCCCGCCCCCGGCCCCGCCCCGGCCCCGCCCCGGGCGCAGCGCGUGGACGUGAACGUGCAGAUCGACGACAGCUACCUGGUGGACGUGGGCGGGCCGCAGAAGCGCUGGCAGUGCCCGAGCUGCGACAAGUCGUACACGUCCAAGUACAACCUGGUGACGCACAUCCUGGGCCACCGCGGCGUGAAGCCGCACGCGUGCGCGCGCUGCGGCAAGCUCUUCAAGCAGCUCAGCCACCUGCACACGCACCUGCUCACGCACCAGGGCGCGCGCCCGCACCAGUGCCGCGUCUGCCGCAAGGCCUUCACGCAGACCAGCCACCUCAAGCGCCACAUGAUGCAGCACGGCGCCGUCAAGCCGCACAGCUGCCGCGUCUGCGGCCGCGGCUUCGCCUACCCGAGCGAGCUCCGCGCCCACGAGGCCAAGCACGCGGGCGCGCGCGACCACGUGUGCGUCGAGUGCGGCCUCGACUUCCCCACGCUCGCGCAGCUCAAGCGCCACCUCGCCGCGCACCGCGGCCCCGUCCAGUACCGCUGCGCCGACUGCGACAAGGCCUUCCAGUACCCCAGCCAGCUGCAGAACCACAUGAUGAAGCACAAGGACAUCCGGCCCUACAUCUGCUCCGAGUGCGGCAUGGAGUUCGUGCAGCCCCACCACCUCAAGCAGCACGCGCUCACCCACAAGGGUGUGAAGGAGCACAAAUGUGGGAUCUGUGGACGGGAGUUCACCUUGCUGGCCAACAUGAAGAGACACGUGCUGAUCCAUACCAACAUCCGUGCCUACCAGUGCCACCUGUGCUACAAGAGCUUCGUGCAGAAGCAAACCCUCAAGGCACACAUGAUCGUCCACUCGGAUGUGAAGCCCUUCAAGUGCAAGCUGUGCGGGAAGGAGUUCAACCGGAUGCACAACCUGAUGGGCCAUAUGCACCUACACUCGGACAGCAAACCCUUCAAGUGCCUCUACUGCCCGAGCAAGUUCACCCUGAAGGGAAACCUGACUCGCCACAUGAAGGUCAAGCACGGCGUGAUGGAACGCAGCCUCCACUCUCAAGGUUUGGGAAGGGGGAGAAUCUCCCUGGCACAGACGGCCAGCGUCCUGAGGGGUCUGGAGCAGGAGGAGCCUUUCGACCUGUCCCAGAAGCGAGGGGUAAAGAGGCCCCCGUUCAAUUCGGAUGAAGAGAGCACUCAGGGCAGCCCCUGCCACGAGGAGGAGGAAGAUGAGGAUGGGGACCAUUGCUCUGAGGCAGAACCCCUCAGCCCUGCUGUGCCCCCGGAGAGCCAGCAGUCCUGUGCAUCCCAGGAUCUGUCCACCAAGCCUGAGCAGGGCCUUCAGGGGCCAGGGGAAGCCUGCGAGGAAGAGGAGGACGGGCCCAAGGCACAGGAGGAGAGGAACAAGGACCUCGAGGGCCCCGGGGGCAGCCGGGGGAGAGACUGCGCCCGCAGGGAUGAGCACCUCGGGUUUUUCCAGAGUGCCCGGCGGGGCCCCUCGUUUUCUGAUUACUUAUACUUCAAGCACAGAGAUGAGAGUUUUAAAGAAUUACUGGAGAGAAAGAUGGAAAAGCAAGCAGUGCUUUUGGGUAUCUAAAGUGGAGAGUUUUUAAAUUACCUUUGGAAAAUGAGAAGUAGGUCAUUCAAAUCCAGCUUUCUGCAUGAACAGCCGUUUGCCGGGGAUUGGAGAGGGGCGUCAGUCUUCACAAAUGGCUCAGGCUGAAUGAGCAGGUGAUGGAAAUGCAUCUCAGGUCCCACUGCAGCCUCGCUCACUUUCACACGUGGAGCGCCUUCAAGGGCAUUUUAUGCCGCAGCCAUGCAAUAAACUAUGCAUAUUCUUCUAGCUAUCUAGUUGAUUGCAAGCUGAUUCUGAGGUGCUGUGAGAAGUUGUUUUCCUUUGACUAGCACUCAGCACACAGUAAAUUUCCUUCUUGCCACAAAAACUAUCGUGUUUGAGGUGUGACCUUAUUAAUAACGGUUUAGUUGAAUUUGUGGAAGUUACACUAUUUUUUGUCCACAUAGGAGAACAUAUUAGUAGUUGUAGAUAUAAAAAUAGCCUUCAGCAAAUAGUAAAAUACUAGCAAUACUGCAGGAUGAUGAACUCUGGGAAAGGUUGCUCUUUUUCUGUGCAUGUCCUAGGACUUGAACUUGGGGCCUGGACACUGUCUCUGACAUUUUUUUGCUCAAGGCUAGUGCUCUACCAC